Molecule: messenger RNA, 4031 nt
Organism: Vombatus ursinus (common wombat)
Lineage: Eukaryota; Metazoa; Chordata; Mammalia; Diprotodontia; Vombatidae
Gene: RHOBTB1
Product: Rho related BTB domain containing 1
Exons: 11
Coding region: 193-2283 (696 amino acids)
Biological process (GO): small GTPase-mediated signal transduction
Molecular function (GO): GTP binding; GTPase activity; protein binding
Source: RefSeq, a predicted model, not a curated record
CUGGGAGCGCAUCCCGCAUCCUCCAUCCAGCGUUCAGCAUCCCGCCGGCGCGCUCAGGUGCGAGGCCGAACCGUGGCCAGUGUGAUUAUAAUCAACAAACACCUGGCAGACUCCUCAUUCUAACAAGCGAGCUUGGACAAGUUAUUAAAAUGGAAAUGAAGGUCCUUUUCCCUUUUGGCUGGAUUUGGAUAAAUGGACACUGACAUGGAUUACGAAAGGCCCAACGUUGAAACCAUCAAGUGUGUCGUGGUCGGAGACAAUGCUGUGGGGAAGACCCGACUGAUCUGUGCCAGGGCAUGUAACACCACUCUGACCCAGUACCAGCUGCUGGCCACUCAUGUGCCCACAGUAUGGGCCAUUGACCAGUACCGAGUAUGCCAGGAGGUCCUAGAACGUUCUCGAGAUGUUGUCGAUGAAGUGAGUGUUUCUCUCAGGCUCUGGGAUACCUUUGGUGACCACCACAAAGACAGGCGUUUUGCUUAUGGCAGGUCUGAUGUUGUGGUGCUCUGUUUUUCGAUUGCUAAUCCCAACUCCCUAAAUCAUGUGAAAACCAUGUGGUACCAAGAGAUCAAGCAUUUCUGCCCUCGCACCCCGGUCAUUCUUGUCGGCUGCCAGCUAGACCUCCGCUAUGCUGAUCUCGAAGCCGUCAAUCGAGCCCGACGCCCAUUAGCCAGGCCUAUAAAGCGAGGAGACAUUUUGCCACCAGAGAGAGGCCGAGAAGUUGCCAAGGAGCUUGGAAUCCCAUAUUAUGAAACAAGUGUGUUUGACCAGUUCGGUAUCAAGGACGUGUUCGACAACGCAAUCCGAGCGGCGCUGAUUUCCCGAAGACACCUGCAGUUCUGGAAAUCCCACUUGAAGAAGGUCCAGAAACCUUUACUUCAGGCACCAUUUCUACCUCCAAAAGCACCUCCACCAGUUAUCAAAAUCCCAGAGUGUCCCACCACGGGUAUGAACGAAGCUGCCUAUUUAUUGGACAAUCCGCUGUGUGCCGACGUUAUGUUUGUCCUUAAGGAUGAGAAGCAUAUUUUUGCACACAAGAUUUACCUUGCUACCUCCUCUUCCAAAUUUUAUGAUCUUUUUUUAAUGGAAUGUGAAGAGUCUCCCAGUUUUGUUGAAGGCACUUGUCAAAAAGAAAAGCCCAGUUGGGACUUUCCAACAAGGACUUUGAGUCUUGAUACUGAUGAAGAAAGUGUGGAGGCCGCCUCAGUCCCAUUAGCUUCUGAAGGCCGGACAUCCCAAAGUGAGGGUGUGCUGAAAGAGCCAGAAUUGGGAGCUGGGGACCACCCUCCAACCACCAGAGACUUGUCCACAUGGAGCAAAGGGUUCAUUGACAUGCACAAAGAAAUGCUAGUCAACCCUAUUUCAAAUAGAGUAGGUUCUGUGACCGUGGUCAGAAUGGACUCUUCCCUUCAGUUGGGUCCUUUUAGGACCCUGCUUCAGUUUCUUUAUACAGGGCAAUUAGAUGAAAAGGAAAAGGAUCUGAUGAGACUGGCUCAGAUUGCAGAGAUCCUAGAGGUAUUUGAUUUGCGAAUGAUGGUGGAAAAUAUAAUGAACAAAGAGGCCUUCAUGAAUCAGGAGAUCACUAAGGCAUUCCAUGUCAGGAAAGCCAACCGGAUAAAGGAAUGCCUUAGCAAGGGGACAUUUUCAGAUGUGACGUUUAAAUUGGAUGAUGGGGUGAUAAAUGCCCACAAACCACUGCUUAUCUGUAGCUGUGAUUGGAUGGCCGCCAUGUUUGGAGGAUCAUUUGUGGAAAGCGCCAACAGUGAGGUGGCCUUGCCCAGUAUUAACAAGCUGUCGAUGCAGGCCGUGCUGGAUUACCUGUACACCAAGCAGCUGUCGUCCUGCCUGGACCUGGACACGCUUGAAUUAAUUGCCUUGGCAAACAGAUUCUGCCUGCCGCACUUGGUUGCUCUGGCAGAGCAGCACGCGGUGCAGGAGCUGACCAAAGCGGCCAUGAGCGGGGUCGGCAUCGACGGGGAAGUGCUGUCCUACUUGGAGCUGGCCCAGUUUCACAAUGCCCAUCAGUUGGCAGCGUGGUGCCUUCAUUACAUCUGCACCAACUACAACAGUGUUUGCGCCAAGUUUCGCAAGGAAAUCAAAGCAAAAUCUCCAGACAAUCAGGAAUACUUUGAGAGACACCGCUGGCCACCUGUUUGGUAUUUGAAGGAAGAAGACCAUUACCAGCGUGUGAAGAAAGAAAGAGAGAAGGAAGAGCUCGCACUGAAUAAGCACCACUCCAGACGGAAAUGGUGCUUCUGGCACUCGGCUGCCACGGUCGCCUGAGCGAGCAAGGAGAGAACCCCAGGAAAGACCCACCCAUCCCCCCAACAACAGCAACAACCACAACAAUACUGUAAAAUUAGUCGUCGUCGUAGAGAUGAGAUGAAGGUCAGGGUUUCAGGCGCUGUUUGGACUCUCCAUCUGUGCGUUUACCUUCCAGAAAUAACAAAGCACAAUCUCCCUAGAAAUGAGCCUGGAUGACCGACGCUGUUGCUUAAACUGCAUUCCUUCGACUAAUAUGUAUAUUUUUGGUUAGGGAGCGUGAUAAACUUAGUCCAUUAUGACAAUUUCUUUUUAUACAGAAAAUCCAGCAUUCACAUUUCAAAUUCCAAAUUGGAAAAAAAAAUAUUUUUCUAUGGUCUUGUGAAUUUUGUUGAGACUAAAAUACUAUGUAUUGCUUAAUUUUACAGGCCACAAAUUAACCACGAGGAGCCAGCCCCAUGAUUAAGUUGUAACUGUUGGCCCACAGAUGGACAUGAGCACUGAGGCAUCAUUACAUAAUGAGACAGUUAUUCCCACAGUUGGAAGGAAAGUGUUAGAAUGAAAUUCCCCAAACUGUGAGUUAGGGAGUAUUUAAUCUUUGUCCUUCUAAGCAACAUUGGUAUAAUUAACAAGUCAACUCCAGGAGCGGGUAUUUACAGUAUUUGCUGUGUAAGUGGUAGUAAUUAUAUGAUUAUGUGUGCCAUGUAAAAUAUAGUGAUAUCAAAUAUUCUGUUGUUGAAAGUGUCUAGGUUGAAGAGGAUAAUCUUCAUAAUCAUUAGAAGGGCUUAUUAAAUCCCAGCAUUAUCCAGGGCCAACUCACUGAUGGACCUGAAUACAAAGAAAGAGAAUUAUGCUGUUAGUUUUUGGGUGGUUGUCAUGGCAGUUGGGGUGGGGUAUUCCUUGAUAUUUGCAGGGUCUCUGCAUGUGUACUUUCUCUGUUGACUGGAAUCAGACGUUGUUGACAGGGUGCGUUCCAGGCCCUUGGCUCAUCCAUUCAGCGUGCUCACAUCUCGCCCCCCUGAGCUGGGUUGCUCAGCACUGCCCUUCCCCAUGGAUUCCCUCAUGGAAUUCAGUUCCUCUCUUUCAUUCUUACCAAGGAAAAUUCGUUCAGCUGCAUCUUAAGAGUCAGGAAGCCUGGCAUCUCUUCUAAAGGCUGAAGACACCUGGGAAAGGGGGCAUCUUAUUGGAGACUAGGAGAGCUGAAGACUCACUGAGAACUCUACGGGUUUGGAAGCAAGUCCUUCAUGAGUUAGGCAUGGCUGUUUUGCCAGUCUGAGCUGGAACAGAGGGUCAGGAACUUGGAAGCUUUUUAGCUGAGUAGUCUCCCAUUGACAUCUCCAUAACAGAAAUGACCAGCCCAUAUGAAACAGAAUUCCAAGGACUCAGCUGCAUACCCACAAUGGUCCUGGGUGUGGCGGGGUCAGGGUUGGUUCCCAUUGUCGCUUGGUAUGCUAACAUGAAAGGACUCUUUUUUUUUUCAUCUUAGGGUUAUAAGAAGAGGCAGUUGAACACAAACCCCAGUGCUGCAGAUCAGGGAAGAAUUUCCAGAUGACAGCCAUAUGCAUUUUUAAAAUAUAUGUAUUCAGGUUAGAGAUGGAUAUUUAUUCCUGGCUGUAGCAGCACCCCAGGGCAAUGGAAACUACUUAGCAUUGGAUGACAUCAGGGACCUAAGCUUAUAGGAGAGACUCCUUGAAAGAAAAUCAGAAGAGUAUUUGGUACCCCCCCCCCAACCCUGGCAGUUUGCACCAUCCCUUGAUAAAGGAGAUCUA